Molecule: messenger RNA, 402 nt
Organism: Phaedon cochleariae (mustard beetle)
Lineage: Eukaryota; Metazoa; Arthropoda; Insecta; Coleoptera; Chrysomelidae
Source: the annotation of a GenBank genome assembly
AUGUCUAUUGGAGUGCCAAUUAAAGUUCUUCACGAAGCAGAAGGACAUAUUGUCACUUGUGAAACCAUUACCGGUGAAGUUUACCGAGGGAAACUCAUAGAAGCGGAGGAUAAUAUGAAUUGCCAAAUGACUCAAAUAACCGUCACGUACCGAGAUGGAAGGGUCGCUCAAUUGGAAAAUGUAUAUAUCAGGGGAUCCAAAAUUAGGCUUCUGAUAUUACCUGAUAUGUUGAAGAAUGCUCCAAUGUUCAAAAAGCAAACGAAGGCAGGAACGGCUGGACGUGGAAAAUCUGCGAUCCUCAGGGCACAAGGGGAACAUGAUUUUCCUGCAGAAAAAGCUGAACUCUUGCACCCAUAUAAAUGCUCUCUGAAUUCACAAAAUAGUCCGGAUUUGAGGGGCUAA